UGUUAUUUUUUAUCUCGAUAAUAAUAUUUGGUUACAUAUUGUUUACAUAAAUUUUUCUAAGUGUUCAUAGUCACCUAAACAAAAUAGUAGUAUCUCUUAUUUUUUCGUUUGAAUCUAAAAAGUGAGAUGUCUCCGAGAAAUCGUAAGCAUGAGGCGGCUUCCAAAAAAAAAAAUAGACCUCGGAUUAACAAUAGUUUAAGCAUGAUAUCUUAUAGAACUCUGCAAAGACGCUCCAACCUUAAUGACGAUAAUAAAGUAGAUAUUUUAUUGGAGUGUGUGAAAAGUUUAGAAAGGAAUGCAACAGUCGAUAAUGCAAUAGAUCAAGUAGAUGAGAAUAAUUUAUGCCAUGACUUGUCAGCUGACUCGUUAAGUGGUUCAUUUGAAACUUUGUCAGAUGAUUUUCCAAUAUUGAAUGAUAACGAUGAUGUGGAGCUAGAGCAUAGUGCAUGUUAUUGUGAGAAUAUUAUGGAUGAGGAUAUGACAGAUGAUGACGAAGAAAAUAAUUUUCCUGUCAAUAACUUUGACGAAUUGUAUAGCGGCUGUAUACUUUAUUGGAAGUGAUUGUUGAUUUGAUGGAUAUAUAUACUCGGCAAAAUAUCACAAAAGAAGCCCUAAGAAGUAUUUUAACUUUAAUGCAUAAAAUUAUUCCAAAACCAAAUUGCUUACCUGAGUCACUUUAUCAAUUAUUCCAAUUCGUCGGAAAGAAAGCACCCACAGCGUCUGUCAAAAAACAUCGAUUUUGCAAAA
Aphidius gifuensis is the source of this 747-nucleotide messenger RNA. RefSeq lists its product as uncharacterized. Bases 127 to 561 code for a protein of 144 amino acids. The transcript is spliced from 2 exons. NCBI's taxonomy places the organism in Eukaryota, Metazoa, Arthropoda, Insecta, Hymenoptera, Braconidae. The record is from RefSeq and is a predicted model, not a curated record.